This is a messenger RNA of Humulus lupulus (European hop), 2742 nucleotides long. RefSeq names its product phospholipase D alpha 4. The coding region runs from base 104 to 2422 and encodes 772 amino acids. The record is from RefSeq and is a predicted model, not a curated record. The transcript has 4 exons. Gene Ontology annotation, molecular function: D-type glycerophospholipase activity; calcium ion binding. Lineage: Eukaryota; Viridiplantae; Streptophyta; Magnoliopsida; Rosales; Cannabaceae. Gene Ontology annotation, cellular component: plasma membrane. Gene Ontology annotation, biological process: phosphatidylcholine metabolic process; phospholipid catabolic process.
ACCACUUCUUCAUAAUCUUAAACGCAAAAUACCAACCAAAACCAAAAUAUAUUCUCUUUGAAUCGGAAAAAUACUCUGUUGAAUUCUAUACAGUUAGCUACCAAUGGAAGGAAAACAUAAGUUUUUUCAUGGAACACUUGAAGCUACCAUCUUCCAUGCCACACCUUACUCUCCAAUUUUUCCCUUCAAUUGUGUAUUUGCAAAUGGGAAGCCUGCAUAUGUGACUAUAAAGAUAAACGACAAAACAGUAGCUAAAACGACACCAGAAUGCGAGCGCGUUUGGAACCAAAGCUUUCAAAUCCUAUGUGCCCAUUCUUCCAGCUCAAUCAUCACCGUGACGUUGGAAACUUCAUGCUCAAUCUUGGGAAAGUUCCAAGUCCAAGCUCAUCAAAUAUUAGACGAAUCGAGUUUGAUUAAUGGGUUCUUCCCUCUUUCAACGGAGAAUGGAAAACAGCCUAAUCAGGAGCUCAAACUCCGGUUCUUGCUGUGGUUCAAACCAGCAGAAAACGAACCAACUUGGGAGAGAACAAUACAUAGUAAUGAUGAAUUUCAAGGGCUGAAGAAUGCUUAUUUUCCACAACGGUCAAAUACCCAUGUCACGCUCUAUCAAGAUGCUCACCAUUGCUCAACUUUCCAGCCUCCACUUGAUAUUUGUGGCACACCUAGAAAGCUAUGGGAGGAUGUGUACAAAGCCAUUGAGGGAGCUAAGUACUUGGUUUACAUUGCAGGCUGGUCUUUCAAUCCUAAAAUGGUUCUGGUUAGAGAUUUUCAAAUUGAAAUCCCACAUGCGAAAGGGGUACAACUAGGAGAAUUGCUAAAGCGGAGAGCAGAAGAAGGCGUGGCAGUAAGAUUAAUGCUUUGGGACGAUGAAACCUCCUUACCACUAAUCAAGAACAAAGGGGUAAUGAGAACUCACGACGAAGAUGCAUUGGCUUACUUCAAACACUCAAAAGUAGUAUGCAAAUUAUGUCCAAGACUUCACAACAAGUUCCCCACACUCUUUUCCCACCACCAAAAAACCAUCACAGUAGACACCAGGUCCAAUGCCACUAGCACAGAUCGAGAAAUUAUGAGCUUCAUCGGCGGAUUAGACCUCUGUGACGGCCGCUAUGACACCGAGCAACACUCGCUGUUUCGCACACUCAAUGCCGAGUCUCAUUGCUUUGAUUUCUACCAAACAAACAUUGCAGGCGCCAACCUUCACAAAGGUGGCCCUAGAGAGCCUUGGCAUGACUCUCACGCUUGCUUGACUGGGAAAGCGGCUUGGGAUAUCUUAACCAAUUUUGAGCAAAGAUGGACCAAACAGUCGGACCCUUCAUUAUUGGUCCCUACCAGUACAUUAUCGAAGCUCAUUAACGAGACGUAUGAUAAUAAUAACAAUAAUAUCUCACCACCAAACACCACCCCAGAUCAUCAUCAUCAUCAUCGACCUAGGAACUGGAAAGUUCAAGUGUUUCGAUCAAUUGACCACGUGUCAGUAACCCAGUUGUUCAGAAACUUGACCGUUGAGCAAAGCAUUCACGAGGCUUACGUAGAAGCUAUUAGGAAAGCUGACAAGUUUAUAUACAUCGAGAACCAAUAUUUUAUUGGAGGGUGUCAUUUGUGGGAGAAAGAUAGGGAAAGUGGAUGUACUAAUCUGAUUCCAGUUGAGAUUGCGCUCAAAGUGGUGAAUAAGAUUAAGGCAAAGGAGAGAUUUGCGGUUUAUAUUUUGAUUCCUAUGUGGCCGGAAGGAGUGCCGGAGUGUGAUUCUGUUCAGGAUAUUUUGCAUUGGACUAGAGAAACUAUGGCCAUGAUGUAUAAACUGAUUGGAGAAGCCAUCGAAGAAAGUGGUUGUUCGAGUCACCCGAGAGACUACUUGAAUUUCUUUUGCCUUGCUAACCGGGAAUCGCAAAGGGGUGGAGAAUAUGUGCCACCCUAUUCUCCACACCGAAAUUCUCAUUACUGGAAUGCCCAACACCAUAGGAGGUUCAUGGUGUAUGUUCACUCCAAGCUCAUGAUAGUGGACGACGAGUACAUCCUCAUAGGCUCGGCAAACAUAAACCAGAGAUCGAUGGACGGGGGAAGAGACACCGAGAUCGCCAUAGGUUGCUACCAACAAGAGCCUGAAGCGACAGAGGUCCGUGCCUUCCGUACGUCGUUAUGGUACGAGCACACGGGCGGGUCAAACGACAUCCUUGAACUAGAGCCGCACAGCUUGGAAUGCGUUAGGAAAAUGCGUACGAUUGGAAAGAAAAUGUGGAACAUUUACAGUGGCGAUGAAGUAGUGGACAUGGAUGGAGUCCACCUCGUCUCGUACCCCAUUUCUGUAACUGAAAACGGUCGAGUUGAGGAUGUUGAUGAGGAUAGUAAAGGUCUUUUUCCUGAUACCAACACUCCUGUUAAAGGGAAAAGAUCCAUUUUACCCCCAGUUUUUACCACCUGAUCAAAAUAAAGGCUAUAUAUAUAACAUAUAUAAUAUUAUGUUUGGGAUUUCUUCACUCUUCUUUCUUUUUUUAACUAAUUGACUAAUUCAAACACGAUUAUUCAAUAAUUACGUGUGAUAUUGAAAUAUGUAUAUAAGAAGCUAAGAUGAGAGAAGAUCGAGUUUUAUUUAUUUUUAAAUUUAAAAAAAAAUAUUGACAUAUUUAUGUUUGAGAAUAAGAAAAGAUGAUAUUAAUUAUAUUUUAUUGCCAUGUCUUAGGGACGUGUUAUGUAUUUUGACCUAUGUAAUUUGUAUUAAUGAAGAUAAUCAUUGUUGCGUGU